AUGGUCAAGACUUCCGUCCUCAACGAUGCGCUCAACGCCAUGAACAACGCCGAGAAGGCUGGCAAGCGCCAAGUCCUGAUCCGUCCUUCCUCCAAGGUCAUCGUCAAGUUCCUCACUGUCAUGCAGAAGCACGGCUACAUCGGCGAGUUCGAGGAGGUUGACGACCACCGCUCCGGCAAGAUCGUCAUCCAGCUGAACGGCCGUCUCAACAAGUGCGGUGUCAUCAACCCCCGCUACCCCGUCCAGCUCCGUGACCUCGAGAAGUGGGCUGUCCAGCUUCUGCCCUCUCGUCAGUUCGGCUUCGUCGUCCUGACCACCUCCGCCGGUAUCAUGGACCACGAGGAGGCUCGCCGCAAGCACGUUGCUGGCAAGCUCCUCGGCUUCUUCUACUAG
Messenger RNA from Penicillium cosmopolitanum, 393 nucleotides. RefSeq names its product 40S ribosomal protein uS8. Gene Ontology annotation, biological process: translation. Bases 1 to 393 code for a protein of 130 amino acids. Gene Ontology annotation, cellular component: ribosome; cytosolic small ribosomal subunit. Lineage: Eukaryota; Fungi; Ascomycota; Eurotiomycetes; Eurotiales; Aspergillaceae. The record is from RefSeq and is a predicted model, not a curated record. The transcript is spliced from 2 exons. Gene Ontology annotation, molecular function: structural constituent of ribosome.